Messenger RNA from Hibiscus syriacus, 895 nucleotides. RefSeq lists its product as uncharacterized. The record is from RefSeq and is a predicted model, not a curated record. NCBI's taxonomy places the organism in Eukaryota, Viridiplantae, Streptophyta, Magnoliopsida, Malvales, Malvaceae. The coding region runs from base 103 to 675 and encodes 190 amino acids. The transcript is spliced from 3 exons.
AUCUACAACUGUACAAAACGAACUUAAACCCUUCUGCUUUCACUCUAAAAAAUCUCCUUUUUUUCAUCUCUGUGGGUUACAGCGGUUGAUAAUCAUCUCGAAAUGGAAGGAGUAGGCUCCGCCAGGCUCGGCCGAGCUUCAGCUCGUUACGGUGGUUCGACGGCGGUUUUCAGUGGUCCGGUGAGGAAGUGGAGGAAGAAGUGGGUUCACGUGUCGCCUUCAUCCACCGCUAAACACUCUCAGCCCAACGGGAACGGUUCCGCAGCUUCCAGCAUCCUACUCUGCAGGUGGACCCCACUUUCCUUUGCUGAAUCCGGCUCCUCCGCGGUCGACGGCGAGGGCGAGGAGCAGCAGCAGCCCCCAAAGCGAAAGUUCCGCUAUACCCCUGUUGUUAUGAUAGAGGAAGAGCGGAAAAAGGCGGCUGCGAAACAGGUUGAAGAUGAAGCUAAGGCAGAUGAUAAUAAGACCGAGCAAUCCCCAGAUUUGCAGUCGUCUAAGACUGGUAAUGAGCUGAACAUGAAUGAUAUUUUAAAGAACGAAAUUCAGGGUUCGAACACGAGUAAUCUGGACCUAGGUUUGUGCUUGAAAGGCCAUGAUGGCAGCCGUAAUUCUGUUGGCGAGAGCGUCGGUCAAGGGAAGGCAGCAAGCUCGAUGGGAUUUUGGUCAUUUGGUUGACAUGUAAUCAGUUAAAAGGGAACAGGGUUCAUGUGCCCAAAAGAAUCCACUAAUUUGGACACUCCAUAGUAAUAAUGGAUCAUACAUCGUAGUAGAGAUAGUAGUAGGUAUAUACUUGCAUAUGCUUGAUCGUAGUAGUGAUAGUAGUUCGUAUGUACUUACAUAUGCUCAAUCGAAUAAUAAUGUGAGGUGUACAUUCGAGCUAUAACAGUCGUUUGAA